This is a messenger RNA of Archocentrus centrarchus (flier cichlid), 3759 nucleotides long. RefSeq lists its product as uncharacterized. Gene Ontology annotation, cellular component: nucleus. The record is from RefSeq and is a predicted model, not a curated record. Gene Ontology annotation, molecular function: sequence-specific DNA binding; DNA-binding transcription factor activity, RNA polymerase II-specific. Bases 136 to 1653 code for a protein of 505 amino acids. Gene Ontology annotation, biological process: regulation of transcription by RNA polymerase II. The transcript is spliced from 5 exons. NCBI's taxonomy places the organism in Eukaryota, Metazoa, Chordata, Actinopteri, Cichliformes, Cichlidae.
GAGCCGCCCGAGCAGCUCCGCGACCCGCCGCCGCCGAUUUUGACCCAGAUUUCUGUCGGGGACUCGGGCAGGGGGUGGGCUGGGGGCUCGCGUACAGAAGAAUGAGAGAGCCCUCUUACCGGAGGGGGCGUAAACAUGAACGGGGCCGUGUAUAUCUCGUUUUUCCAGGGCCAGCUGGAGUCCGUGCUCGAGCAAGUCGUUCAGCUCGCCGUCCAGGAAAUAAGCAAGACGGUGGGCUCCAGCCUGAACGCCCUGCUUCUGGAGACGGCCGUGAAGGAGCAGGAAAACCGCCGGCUCCGGCUCCAGCUGCAGGCGCGGGAGAAACGGGGCCGAGCCACCGCUUCAGACGACGGAGGAGGAGGAGGAGGAGGCUCCCCGGUGGCUGGUAAGAACAAAGCCGCGGAGAGGGCGGACAGCGUCAGGGCAAAACCCGAGCAGCAGCCCGGGGGGCAGGGCACGGAGCCCGGCGUCCCCACCGACACGCGUCGCCUGGAGCAGAGAGGACGAGUCGUGGACCAGCUGAAGUCCGUCAUGGAGCAGGUCCUGGACUUUGCCGUACGCGAGCUGACAAAGAUCGUGGAGGCGUCGUUCGACGACCUGCUGCUGGAGAUCACCAAGAUGGACCGAGAGCAGCAGCUCCUGGAGAAGAUGCUGGGAAACGGCGCCGAGCGAGGGGGCGGGGACAAAGGGAAAGGAGGAGGCGGGGGCAGGGGGAGGAGGGGCUCGGAGAACGACUCGGUGUCCCCCAGCGGCUCGGAGGACGCCCGCGAGGAGCUCGCUGAGGUCGCCGCGCCCAAAGCGACACCGCAGACAGAUGAGCCGGAGCGCCCCCCCGUCCUCUCCGUCUCUCAGGACUGGGUUCCCAUCCUGGACAAAGUCUUCGGUCAGAAGUGGUGCAGCGACGUCUGGGACGUCAAAGAGCUCGGUGGUGCUGGUGGUGGAGGAGGAAGUGGGCGAGGGCUAGGAGAGGGUGUGGCUCGCAUUGAGCCUGUCUCCACCCCCGCUGUGACUCUAGAGCCCUCCCCCUCCUCCCCCCAGCAGGACCCCCGCUGGACUCCUCUGGAGGACAUGGAAGUGUUUUCUCCUGAUGAAGACGAGGCCACGGGCAGUCAGAGGAGCAACGCAGCUGCCACCGGACCUCCACCUGGAGCCCCCCUCAGCCCCACAGGUCGCCGCUCCUCAGCCUCCAUGCUUCACCGCCUCCUCACUCUCCCCUCUCAGCUGCUCGAUGAUGACGAGGAUGCUGCCGCCGCCAAGGAGAUGCUCAGCUCUCUGGUAGCCGACGGCUCCAACAGGCCUCGAGGCGCCGUCGAGCCUCCGAGUCGCACUGGCAGGGGGGAGGAGGAGGACGAGGAGGAGGACGGGGGGGAGGAGGAGGAGGGGGACGAAGAGGAUAAAGGGAAGAAGAGGAAGCGGCGGCGGGUUUGGUCAGAGUGUGAGGAGUGCGGCCGCAGGUUUAGCCGGAUUUCCCUUCUGAAGGCUCACCGCCAGACUCACAGGGCCGGGAACGCUGCCGCUGACACAUCGUCACGUUCAUCGCCGCCUGCCGGAGCCGCCUCGCCACUGCGCUGCUCCCACUGCGGCAAGAGGUUCUCCUCGGCCACCCGCCUCCACAGCCACAUCCGGACCCAGCACCACGGCAACCAGCCCUGAUCUGGGCCUGGGUCUGACCCUGACGGUGGGUCUGAGGGUACGAUGGCGUGAGCGGCAGCGGCGGGGACAUUUUAUUUUGUUACAAAAAACUUUUACUCUGAAAGACAACAGGAAGUAAUAGACAAACGGACCUCUAAUCAGAGCGGCCCCACCGUCGUCGGUUCCCCCCAAAGCUGGGUUGAGGUCUGAUGGUCCCGACUCGCCGAGUUCAGACAGGAAACGUAAAAAGCAGCGAAAAAAUUCUGCCAAAGUUUUUUUUUUUUUCCACAUUUCAAACUUUGAUGUUUGUUUCUUAAAUUUUUAAAAAGUUUUCAGGGUCUUUAAACUUUUUUAACUGGAAAAACUUCAUGGAUUAAAGAAUUAAACGCUGCUGAAUCCCGACCCGAGGAUGGCGUUCGCCUGAUCGAUCUCACUGCGGCGCCGCGCUCAGGACAUCGAGGGCUCAAAUUUGAGUUUCAGUUUGUUCAUUUAGGAGGAGAAACUUUGAGCUUAAAGGCAGAAAAUUAUCUCCAGAUUAUUUCCUGAAAUCAUCGAUUUCUCUGCAACAGAAGAAAUUUUAGCCCAAAACUCAAAGAAAUCGGUCUUCCGAGGACAAAGAAAGGGACAAAAUUCCCGCUUUUAUUUUAGUUUUCUGGUCUGGAACAAACUUGAGCUGGAAGUUUAGAAAAGGAUCUUCUAGAAAACAUCAGAAUGUUUUUAGUCCAAAACGAGUUUAUUUCAGUUUGAGUGGAAGGAGAUCGACGGUGGAGCUGCUGAGGAGGAAAAAUAUCACAAAUAAAGCCACAAAUCUGCAGGUUCGACCUCCACGUGAAUCCGACUGCGGAGGACGUUCAUGUCCACCGCCAGCGGAGGCCUGAGCGCGCCUUCAUUCACGAUCGUCUGAGAUGAGGAAAAGCGGCGGAUUCUGGAAACGUUUUCUGGAGGCGACACAGACGACCUCGUAAAUCUGAACGUAGAGCUGACUCAGACGCUUCUGAGGAGGAGGCGUCAGGUCGGAGGUCACUGAGGGAAAAAAACGCACACAUGCUCCUCCUCCUCUUCCCGUGUUUCCUCUCCUGUAAAAUAUCCCUGCGGGUGGGCAGGAAAUGAGCUCCAGCUGCUGCAGGUGAAGGUUUUUGCAAUAAGCUCGCUCCACUGCGCCACCUGCUGUUGUUUGUUUGCUCGUGCAGCGUGGACACGUUUUCUACUUGUUUAGUUUUUAAAGUGCUCCUUUUUUACGUUGAUCUUUGGAAUAUCGUGAGUGCAUUUAGUUGGUUUUCUCAGCGUUCCUGGAUGAACUUCGAGGACCCGAACAGGAGAUCGGAGGAGCGUCCUGUGCGUCAGCGGCGUCCUCAGUGUGAAUCUCAGCGGUUUGAACUCGUUACAGUUCAUGUGCAGACUUUAACUUUUCAGACGUAAACGAUAGUGAAACGUGAGGAACGAGCGAGAGAUGGAGGACUCCUGCUUCCUUCCUUCGUUCCUUCCUUCCUUCGUUUCUUCCUUCGUUCCUUCCUUCCUGUUCAGAAUCUCACACUCACAUCACACACAGUUUUUCACUGCUCAGUUUUUGCUUUCAUUCAUAACUCCAAAAAAAUACACGUGACUCGCUGGUUUGAAAACUGCAUUUCAGAGCCUCAACGUUAGCAUUAUGGCCACAGCUCCGCCUCCUUUAUUAGUCCAAUGAAGCCACAGCAGCCAUAUUAUUGGUCAGAUAAUUGCAUUAAUAGAAACAUCCCUCCCCCCUACAGCUGUUAUGAAGCGGGAAAUUAUCCACAGAGACCAAAGCAGUUUUUGUAUCAGCUGUAAACAUGUUUAUUUCUGCUGGAAGGUUUAACAUGGGGAGUCUGGGGGGACUGACUCACUGUGGCGCCCUGCUGGACAGCAGAGGAACAUUUUAAUUUUAUAAAUAAAGUCAAAAUAUUGAUGUUUAUUCUUGGCAUAGCUGAGCUUCCAUAGAGUAUCAGUUGGAGAAAUGAUUGUAAGAAUCGAUGAUCCCAUUUCACCCAAAUUGCUGCUGUGCCAUGUCUAUGGAAGCCCAUUCUUGCCAAAAACGUUAAUUCUGUCUCACAGAAUGUUUAUGGAGUUAUGUUAGUUUCACUUCUUAUGUGAACUUUAACACCCCCCCCC